Molecule: messenger RNA, 2058 nt
Organism: Epithele typhae
Lineage: Eukaryota; Fungi; Basidiomycota; Agaricomycetes; Polyporales; Epitheliaceae
Exons: 22
Coding region: 1-2058 (685 amino acids)
Biological process (GO): protein insertion into mitochondrial inner membrane from matrix; mitochondrial respiratory chain complex III assembly
Cellular component (GO): mitochondrial inner membrane
Molecular function (GO): ATP binding; ATP hydrolysis activity
Source: RefSeq, a predicted model, not a curated record
AUGCAGGCUCUCAAGGGCCUCCUCUCCCCCUUCGCCGGCAACAGCAACCCCAUCCAGGACACUCUUAAACUUGUUGUCAUUGGCGGUACCGUCGAAACCGCGCGGAGAGCAUCGGUCUCGGCUUGGAAUGGUUUCAUUGACUCGUUCUUCUUGACCGCGCACUUCAGCCAAGAAGACUACCCAUAUGACUGGCUCAUGCACUGGCUGUCCAAGCAACCCGCGUGGGGGCGCAGCCGCGAGUUCGACAUCACGACGCGCUCCGUCAGCCGGCACGGGCUCUCGCAGAAGACGACGGGCGAUCUCGAGGAGGACGAGGAGGACGGCGAGUUUCAGCAGGGGAACGGCAGGAAGCGACGAGUCGCCAUUGUGCCGAGCAUGGACACGACACACACGAUAUACUACCGCGGGCACUGGCUGAGGAUAACCCGCACUAAGCGGUUCCAAGACUACGGCUCCUGCGCGGAGCUCAAAAUAAGCGUCGUCGCGCGGAGCAACGACAUCCUCAAGCGGCUGGUGCUCGAGGCGAAGCGGGAAUACGAGAAGGACGCAGAGCACCGGGUGCACAUCUUCAUGGCGGACACCUCGUACGGCUGCUGGCGAUGGAAUGGCGCCCGGCAGAAGCGACCGAUGAGCUCGAUCGUCCUCGAGCCGGGCGUGAAGGACAUGAUCCUCGCGGACUGCAAGGACUUCCUCGCGUCGGAAGAUUGGUACGCUGAGCGAGGAAUUCCGUUCCGACGCGGAUACCUGCUGCACGGAGUCCCGGGCAGUGGGAAGACGUCGCUGAUCCACAGCCUGGCUGGGGAGCUCGGGCUCGAUAUUUACGUCGUUUCACUCUCGUCCAAGGGGCAAGUGGUCAGUCGAAUGAUGAGCGACAACACAUUGACGACGCUUAUGGGCAAUGUCCCGUCCCGAUGCAUCCUUCUGCUCGAAGACCUCGACGCGGCCUUCACCCGGGGCAUCUCGCGCGACGAGUCCUCAACGGGCGUCCCCACCGCGGCCGGCAGCUCAAGCAGCACCGGGAGCAGCAGCAAGGCAUCCGCAAAGAACAAGGAGGAGAGCGAUGGCUCGACGCUCUCCCUGAGCGGGCUCUUGAACAGCCUCGACGGUGUUGCGGCCGCCGAGGGCAGGCUCCUCUUCGCGACUACGAACCACAUCGAGCGCCUCGACCCCGCGCUCUCCCGGCCCGGGCGGAUGGACGUCUGGGUGAACUUCAAGCACGCCACCAAAUGGCAGGCGGAGGGCAUCUUCAAGUGCUUCUUCCCCGCCCGCGCGCCCGCCGCAGCCGCCCCCGCCGCCGUCGCGAGCGAAGACAGCAAGGGCAAGGCGGCGACGAAGGAAGAGAAGGAGGCCUCCGACGCGGCGCACCUCGCCGAGUCCAAGCGGAAGCGCGCGGCCGCGCACCGGAUCCCGCCGCUGGACGAGGAAGAGAUCUCGGCGCUCGCGAAGCGCUUUGGGGACGCGAUCCCUGAGAACGAGCUGAGCGUCGCAGCGCUGCAGGGCUACCUGCUCCGGAACAAGACACGCCCUCGCGAGUGUGUGGACGAAGUUGCCGCCUGGGUUGUCUCCGAACGCGAGAUGCGCGAGAAGAUGAAGAAGGAGAAGGAAGAGCGCGAAGCUCGGGAGAAGAAAGAGGCGGAGGAGAAGGCGCGCAAGGAGAAGGAAGAGGCCGAGGCGAAAGAGAAGGAAGAGAAGGCGGCCGCCGCGAAAGAGGCGGAGAAGGACGCUGCGGUAGCAGCCGCGGCGGAGAAGAAGGAGCGCAAGGCGAAGCGCGUCGCGGGGCUCAAGAGCGCCCCGGCGGUCGCGAGCGAGUCGUCGUCGGACUCGACGACGACCUCCGACGCCGAGCAGACGAGCGGUGCGGACGCGGACACGGAGGAGAGCGUCACGUCCGAGGAGGAGCAGGACAAGACGAAGCCCAAGAGCGACAAGUGGGUCGCCGUCAAGCAGCAGCAGCAAGAACCCGUCGCGGAUGCGGAGCCCGAAGACGAAGAGCCCGUGCCGGCCGAAGUCGAGGCCGCCGUUGCUGCCGCCGUCGCCGCUGCGGCCGCAGCCGCGUAA